Erinaceus europaeus (western European hedgehog) is the source of this 1031-nucleotide messenger RNA. It is a transcript of the gene AQP8, whose product is annotated as aquaporin 8. Gene Ontology annotation, molecular function: channel activity. The record is from RefSeq and is a predicted model, not a curated record. Gene Ontology annotation, biological process: transmembrane transport. Lineage: Eukaryota; Metazoa; Chordata; Mammalia; Eulipotyphla; Erinaceidae. Bases 459 to 791 code for a protein of 110 amino acids. Gene Ontology annotation, cellular component: membrane. The transcript is spliced from 3 exons.
UCCCUUCUCUCUCCCCUCCCCUCCCCUCCUUUCUUCCCUCCUUUCUCCUUCAGCACUGCUCAGCUCUGGCUUAUGGAGGUUAUGGGUCAUGGGGAGCUGGACUGUCCCUUUCUAGCUGGAGGAGGCCUGGGUUAUUCCCCAGAGGACACAGCUCCAGCACUGCUUUCUCACCCACUUGACAGAAAGUUUAGCAAUCCCUGAACACUCCCUGCCUGGCCCAGUUAAGAUAAAAAAAAAAAAAAAAAAGUAAAAAGAGAAAAAAAAAUCUUCCUCCUCUGGGCCUCAGGGCCACCUCCCACCUCCCACUGGCCUGAGCUAGAGGCUGCCCUUUCCGCCCCUGUCCCAGAGAUAAGAGCGCCCAGUCCAGGCCAGCAGGUGCAGCUUCCCAGCCUGCACAGACACUAGCUGUCUGUCUGCUGUCUGAGCAGUCUGUCCAUCUGUCUGCGCACCUCAGACGGAUGUCUGCACUGAUGGAAGUCCCUCUGUCCACUCUCUCUUCCCGCCCGCAGGCAGCCUCUGCCAUGUGUGAGCCCGACUUUGGCAGCGGCAGGGAGAAGGAGGAGGCCCACUUGGGGCCCGGGGGGCCAGGGUUCGAGCGCUUCGUGCAGCCGUGUCUGGUGGAGCUGCUGGGCUCCGCGCUGUUCAUCUUCAUUGGGUGCUUGUCGGUCAUUGAGAACCAGCCUGGCGCCGGGCCGCUGCAGCCUGCACUGGCCCAUGGGUUGGCUCUGGGGCUCGCGGUCGCCACCCUGGGCAACAUCAGUGUCAUGAGUUGGAGAUUCUUGAGGCACUGAGAGACUAUGCACGUUGUCUAAGUGCACAGAGCUGAUCAGUGACAGAGCUGGCUUGGAACCCAGCCCAGCUGACUGGAAAGUCCAUCUCUGAAGUAUACAUCUGUAUACAUCUGCCCAUCUGUAUACAAAGUUUCAUUCAACCAUUUGCUUCUUUCGUCAAUAUUUACUUAGCGUCUACUGAAUCCCAGGCCCUGCCUUUAUUAUUGUUGAAUAGAUCCAAGAUAAGAUAUAAAAAGCACC